Molecule: messenger RNA, 381 nt
Organism: Vicia faba (fava bean)
Lineage: Eukaryota; Viridiplantae; Streptophyta; Magnoliopsida; Fabales; Fabaceae
Source: the annotation of a GenBank genome assembly
AUGGUGUUUUUUGAGCAGAGAGACGACGAGGAGUAUGAAGCGGUCCGUGAACUUAAGGAACUGGUGGAAGAGGGAAACGUGAAGUAUAUUGGCCUAUCUGAAGCUAUCUCGAAUAUGAUAAGUAGAGCACAUAUUGUUAAUCCCAUCACAUUUGUACAAAUAGAGUGGUCUCUUUGGACUCACGAUAUUGAGGAUGAGAUAGUUCCUCUCUUUGUUGAAACUAAGGAUGGAUCUGUUUCAGUAGCUACUAUGUUUGCUGGUCAUCGGAAAGGUUUUCAUUUGGUCUGGUGCAAGUCUUUUGGCAUGCAUUUUCAAUUGCAGAGACAAGUUCCUUUGCAUCUACAGGUACAUGGCCCUUUUCAAUCUUCAUGCAUUAUGUAA